Molecule: messenger RNA, 1678 nt
Organism: Brassica napus (rape)
Lineage: Eukaryota; Viridiplantae; Streptophyta; Magnoliopsida; Brassicales; Brassicaceae
Product: putative aquaporin NIP4-1
Exons: 5
Coding region: 667-1518 (283 amino acids)
Biological process (GO): transmembrane transport
Cellular component (GO): membrane
Molecular function (GO): channel activity
Source: RefSeq, a predicted model, not a curated record
AUUAUAAUCUAAUAUGUUUCAUGUGUCAUAUCCAGAAAUAAUUUUUUUAUUAUAAUUUGUUCUUUAAUUUUUUAACAGCGAUAUUAGAUUUUUUUCCUUAUAUAUUUGCAUAACAAAUUUCAACUAAUUUUUAUAUCUUUGUUUCCUUAACGCUCCAACCAAAAAAAAACCUGCCUUCAAAAAUACACAUAAGCAAAGUUGAUAAAAUUACUUGCUUUUUCUAAUUCAAAAGAAAAAUAAAAAAUUUAGACACAAGCAAAUUGUUUACAAAAAUUUGUGACACCUCUGCAUAUAGCUUCAUUUAUGACAAUUUUCUAAAUUGCGUUUAACAGGUCGGCAGAGUAACAGAGAAAGACAAUGUUGAACUCCUUAUUUGAUUAAAUAAUUAGUGACAAUCUUAGUAUCAAUUCUUACCUAUCUCCACGUAACGUCAAAGUCUUAUCCUAUUUAUCAUCUCUUCCAUCGAAUCAUAGUCCAACUCAUUAGAUUUAAUCCAAUCCUUCUGUUAUUGUUUCAACUAAUUUCUGUUUGACAUGUAUAAAAAGCUCUUUGACCUCCAGUAUUUUUAACAAGUAACAUAUUUCAGAUUCCUUUUUCACACAUAAAAAACUCUACUCAAAAACCUUUUUGUACAAACCUAUAUUUUAAUUUAAAACUUAACCAAAAAUGACUUCUCACGGUGAAGGAAUCGAAGAGGAGCAAAUAUCAAGAAUUGAAAAAGGAAUAGAAAAAGAUUGCCAUGGCGGAAUCGAGACAAUCAUAUGUACUUCCCCCAGCAUUGUUUGCCUUACUCAAAAGUUGAUAGCAGAGUUGAUUGGGACGUAUUUCAUAAUAUUUUCUGGAUGUGGAGUGGUGGUGGUGAAUGUGUUGUACGGUGGAAAAGUGACAUUUCCAGGGAUAUGUGUGACUUGGGGUCUGAUUGUUAUGGUCAUGAUUUACUCUGUUGGUCACAUUUCUGGCGCACAUUUUAACCCUGCCGUCACUAUCUGUUUUGCCAUUUUCCGGCGGUUUCCUUGGUAUCAGGUACCAUCGUAUAUAGGUGCACAACUUGCGGGGUCCUUACUAGCUAGUUUGACAUUGAGGCUAAUGUUCAAAGUCACACCCGAGGCUUUCUUCGGAACAACUCCAGCUGAUUCUGCGGCACGAGCGCUCGUCUCAGAGAUCAUUAUCUCAUUCCUCCUCAUGUUCGUUAUAUCUGGUGUUGCCACAGAUAGUCGUGCGAUCGGAGAAUUAGCUGGAAUUGCGGUAGGGAUGACAAUAAUAUUGAACGUCUUUGUAGCCGGACCGAUAUCUGGAGCAUCAAUGAAUCCAGCAAGAAGUCUAGGACCAGCAAUUGUGAUGGGAGUGUAUAAAGGAAUUUGGGUUUACAUUGUUGGUCCUAUCAUCGGAAUUGUGGCCGGAGGUUUUGUUUACAACUUCAUCAGAUUUACGGAUAAACCAAUAGGGGAACUCACUAAAAGUUCUUCUUUCCUUCGUAAAGCUUCUUCCAACAACAAUGCUUCUAGUUCUAACAGCUAAUAUUUUGUUCUCUUUCUUGUAUUUGACUGUGUUAGUCUCUUCUAGACGUCUCUUUUGUUGUGUUAAGAUAAUUUGGUUUCUUUUGACUUGGUGUUUCUUUAAGAUGAUUAAGAAUUGUCCAUUUUGAUUUAUAAAAUAAUCAGAUAUUUUGGGUAUAGUU